Molecule: messenger RNA, 4247 nt
Organism: Epinephelus fuscoguttatus (brown-marbled grouper)
Lineage: Eukaryota; Metazoa; Chordata; Actinopteri; Perciformes; Serranidae
Exons: 4
Coding region: 519-2177 (552 amino acids)
Biological process (GO): regulation of transcription by RNA polymerase II
Cellular component (GO): nucleus
Molecular function (GO): DNA-binding transcription factor activity; RNA polymerase II cis-regulatory region sequence-specific DNA binding
Source: RefSeq, a predicted model, not a curated record
CGGUUGUUUACGGAAUCAAACGGAAAUGCGAAAGCUCAGCGGAAUUUGUAACGUAAAGUUAUAGCUUUGAAAUUGACUUACUUUUGCUACUAAACUUACUUUGCACUAAACAGAAACUAUAUGUGCUUUAAAUGUGGUAUUUUCCCCCCACAGUCACUUAUCGUAACGUAACGUUAGAGGUCUGAAUCAGUAACGUUAACUCUGUAUCACAACUAGUGCAGCAAGCUAGUUAGCUAACGUUGGCAUUACUCGAAUCUACAGUUUGUUUGUCACUGGGUUUGGUGUGAUGGAAGUAACUAAAUGGUAACUGUUGACCACCCACACACGUUUACAACCUGUUCACCGUUACCCAGACAGAAAACCGAGUUUAGCGACAUUGGCACAUCUAGUUUAGAGAGACUGACGUUAGCUGUGCUCGCCAGCUGCCACUCCUCUACAGUCUCUGAAGUGCCAGCCGGAAGGUGCCUGCUCUCCUGUUUACUGAAAAUAAAGGACUGUUAUCACACACCCUUGGCGAAAUGGCUGAAUCUAUAGUAAAGUUUCAGUCACAGCUUUCUGGUGUCAUGGAGACGGUCUUUAAAGCUGCCAUGUAUGAGAUCACCCGGUUGGUGGAGGACAGUUUUUUGGAAGAGGUGACACGGUGCAGGGAGCAGGUCGAGUCUCUGAAGAGGCGACUGAAAUGGUCGGAGAGUCGCCGUAAAGAGAAAGAGGGAGACAGGAGGGGCAGAUGUACUGACUGCGGACGGGUCGGGCCGUCCGGUGAGGACAGCGCCACAGAUAAAAGUCUUAAACAGGAGAGUGUGCUGCAGGAGAUAAAUGGCUCUCACAGCACCAAUGGAGAGACACCUCGUCAUGACAUGGAAGAGGUAGGACCAGAGGCCCACAGUGCCAUAAAGGCAUCGCAGUCUCAAGGUGUACAGGCUGAAAAACUGGAUAGACUGCUCAAGGAGGAAACCCUGCGGAUCACUCCAAAAACUAAUGACUCCCAAGAGAGAUGGGGAGUCAGUUUGGAUGACACAGAGGUAUCAGGUCUGCCAGGGCCCAGUAAAGGUAGCAGUGACCCGAAGAUCCCAAAGUGCCAAGUGAACUGGGAAGCUGGCUAUGACCAGAGGCGAGAAUCAGGCCAAGAUGGACAUUCAGUUGACCCAUCUGAACCACUUUUCCAGGGCAGGUAUGGUAUAGAAGAUCUGGGAGGUUUUGGCAAGACUGGCUAUGAAGACUCCAAUAUGAUAGAUAUGGGUAACUUGGAUGAGUUACAAGGAUCACCGUCCCACCUGGAUGAGGAUCUGAGUUACAUGGGGCACUAUGAGGGGGAUGUGGAAUCACCAGAAGGAGCCAAUCGUCAAGUUUACCAAUCGGCUGCCACACGGAAUAGAAGGAGCGUGGUCGGUUCACCUACUAACUCGCCCACAAGGACGAACAUUGAUGUCAGUGGAGAGCUCAGCUGUUUAUUGAUCAAUGAAGAAGGGUAUCUACAAGACCCGAGUAUCUUGUACUCUGAACAUGUGUCCAAUGAUUCAGGUGGUAGGUUGAACUUCAGAGGUCAGGGCAUUCGCAUUGACCCAUCUGUGGACAGCACAGGGGGUGUGUAUGGGCCUUCAGAUGCAUACAGUGAUACCGUAAACUUGGGAGAGAAGUUGCAGCAUCAGACAGGAGGGAGAGGAGGGAGGAGACACACCUGUAACCAGUGCUCCAUGUCCUUCCCUGAUUCGGCCUCACUAAAGGCCCACAAGCAGACACACAAAGGCAUAGGACAAGUGCCACCGUACUCCUGCACGCAGUGCGGAAAGACCUUCACUCAAGCGUGUAACCUCAAAGUCCACCAGAGGAUUCACUCGGGACAGGGGCUCCACCUAUGCAGCCACUGUGGUAAAGGCUUCCCUUCUUUCUCUGACCUAAAGACACACAAGUGUGGCCAAACAGGUGACAAACCUUAUUGCUGCACUGUAUGUGGGAACAAGUUCAGCCGUCUCUGGAAUCUGAAGUUGCACCGGAGAAUUCACACACAGGAAAAACCUCAUCAGUGUACCAUGUGUGAUAAGAGCUUCACACGAGCUGACAUAUUGAAAGUUCACCAGCGCACCCACACAGGGGAACGACCAUAUUGUUGCACUGUGUGUGGCCUCAGCUUCAAACGCCUGGAUCAUCUGAAAUCACAUCAACGCAAACACAUAUAAAGCUUGGGAAGUUUAAGGGGAGAGCAUCUGAGAAUUUAAGAUUGUUUAUUGUAUGAAAAGAUUUAAACAUGAAUGUUGUUACUCAUAAGCCAUGGAUGUUUUUUUUCUUCUCUUCAAUACCUUUGAUUUUAUUAAAACACUAUAUAGGACAAAGAUAGAAUAUAUGUUUCUUGUCUUUGAUGAAUUAUGUCUUACUUGUACCCAUUUAUUGCUACAUAUUUUGUUACUGCAAAAAUGACUAAGUAAAAAAGACGUCUGUUAAUGGUUUCUCAGUAUAUAUGGUUCGAAUGGUGUUUGACAUUUUCUUGCAAAGGGCAGAUAGGGAGAAUCAUAAGAGAUGCAAAUUAAGAAAAGAGGCCAAGCCAGCACUGAGCCCUCCUGUUGCAGAUGAGAGGUGUGACAUUAAAGACACAUCAGGGUAGCAUGAUCAAAGGUUUGGGAGAUAACAAGGGAAAUCUUUGUAGGGUCGUUAAAUUAGAGACUUCUCUUGAUGACAUUGCAGUGGUUUCUCUUUUUUUCAGUACAGAGUUGAUCAGAAACCCAACUUUGUUAUGAGAUGGAUAGGAGGUGGUUGAAAGGAGACAAUGCAGUUUGGAUAGAAGCCAGAGGAUGUCAGAGAAGUAUCUUUGUAUCUAAUUGGCCCUCAUCUCAGAAGAAGGAUCAAUUAGGUGUCAGACACUUUUUGCUGAAAGAGGAGAAGAGGGAGAUCAAGGAAAUGAAAAAGGAACAUACCUGUGGUGAGAAACAUCCUAGAAUUCAGAGUGGGUUAACCAGUAAACAUAAAACUUACUUUUGCUGUUUGGAAUCUUACCAAACGCAAUAACUGGUAAGCUAAAUGCAUUUGAUGAAUUUAUCCAAGGGGGAUAAUAAAAUACAACAUUUUUACAUACAUUGGUGGAAAUAAGUCUUCAACACAUCAACAUUUUUUCAUUAAACAUAUUUCCAGUGCAGUUAUUCACAUAGAAUUUACACCAGACAUUGAUAUUUGACAUUGAUAUACUUACUGAUAUAGAUCUAUUUGGAGACCAAUAACCAGGAAAUCAAAUAUUUAGAUAAAAGUCAUCAGUAAGCAUCACAUAAUGUGUGUUUCUUAGUCUGGUGGAAGGAUUUUUCAGUCAAAGUUGGAACCACAAAGAUAUGAUGGGUUUUAGUGUGAUUUGCCAUGCCCGCCCCAUUGACUCCCAUAGAACUGACACUGAGGUUUGGCUUCUCAAACGCUGUCACUGAAAUCAUGAUCUUUCCUCCUUUUAUAUUUUCCUUGGUGGAUGGCAACAGAUUCUUCUCAAGAAAUUCCUAGUACAUGACUCCAUCUUAAUAUUUGCAGGAAAGUUAGAUUUCUGUGUCUCCUGGCCACAUUAUGGGCAACAGUGUGGCAUGUCAUGUUUGGAGAAGAAAUGCUUCUGCAUCUGACCUUAAAAAUACCACACCUAUAGUGAAGUUUGGAGGUGGAAGCAUCAUGGUAUGGGGCUGUUUCUCUUCUCCUGGUACCAGAGACCAAACUAUCAAAGGGAUGUUGAGUGGAGCCAUGUAGCGGAAAAUUCUUGAGAAGAAUCUGUUGCCAUCCACCAGGACAGUGAGGUUGAGAUGCAGGUGGACCUUCCAGCAGGACAAAGAUCCAAAACAUACAGCAAAGAAGACUCUCAGCUGGUUCCAGACAAAGAAAAUAAAGGUGUUUGAAUGGCCCAGUCAAUCAGCAGUCUUAAACCUGAUAGAACAUUUGUGGAAGAAGCUGAAGCUCAAGAUUCACCAGCAGUUCCUCCAGAGUCCUUUAGAUUUAAAGACUGUCUGAACAAUGUUCCCCAGUCUAAACACUGUGAGAGAUUAAUUUCUUCAUACAGGGACCAUCUUAAUAAGCUGCAUUGCAAACAAAAGCUCCUCCAACAAAUAUUAAAUAGAUUGUUUAAUACUUUUUCCCGGUGUUUUUCCACUUUAUUGCACCUCGCUUUCUUAAUGGAUUGUAAUGUUAUGAUUUCUUUAUUUUUUAUAGUUUUACUGAGUGAAUAUCAAUGUCUGAUGUAAAUGUCAUGAAAAUAGCUGCUUUGGAAAUGUAUUAAAUGAAAAAAAUGUUGA